This is a messenger RNA of Tupaia belangeri chinensis (Chinese tree shrew), 1101 nucleotides long. RefSeq names its product sphingosine-1-phosphate phosphatase 2 (gene SGPP2). The transcript has 4 exons. The coding region runs from base 162 to 977 and encodes 271 amino acids. Gene Ontology annotation, molecular function: sphingosine-1-phosphate phosphatase activity. The record is from RefSeq and is a predicted model, not a curated record. Gene Ontology annotation, cellular component: endoplasmic reticulum membrane. Gene Ontology annotation, biological process: sphingosine metabolic process. NCBI's taxonomy places the organism in Eukaryota, Metazoa, Chordata, Mammalia, Scandentia, Tupaiidae.
AUGUACAGAAGUACAUUGUGAGGAAUUAUUUCUACUAUUACCUGUUCAGAUUUUCAGCUGCUUUGGGUCAAGAAGUGUUCUAUAUCACGUUUCUUCCAUUCACUCAAUGGAAUAUUGAUCCUUAUUUAUCCAGAAGGCUGGUCAUCAUCUGGGUUUUGGUGAUGUACAUUGGUCAGAUGGCCAAGGACAUCUUGAAGUGGCCCCGCCCCUCCUCCCCUCCCGUUGUGGUGCUGGAGAAGAGAGUGAUGGCUGAGUAUGGAAUGCCGUCCACCCAUGCCAUGGCGGCCACUGCCAUUGCCUUCACCCUGCUCAUCUCUACCAUGGACAGGUACCAGUAUCCCUUUGCUUUGGGACUGAUGAUGGCCGUGCUGUUUUCUACCUUGGUGUGUCUUAGCAGGCUCUACACCGGCAUGCACACAGUCCUGGAUGUGCUGGGUGGCGUCCUGAUCACCGCGCUCCUCAUCGUCCUCACUUACCCUGCCUGGACCCUCAUCGACCACCUGGACUCGGCCAGCCCACUCUGCCCUGUGUGUAUCACAGUCAUACUGUUCUGCUUGUGCUACAAUUACCCCACGUCGGAGUUCUACAGCCCAACCAGAGCGGACACCACCACCAUUGUGGCUGCCGGGGCUGGAGUGACCAUAGGCUUCUGGAUCAACCAUUUUUUCCAGCUUGUGUCCAAGCCCACCGAGUCUCUCCCUGUUAUUCAGAACAUCCCACCGCUUACCGCUGGCAUGCUGGUUUUGGGUCUGACCAAAUUUGCAGUGGGAAUCGUGCUGAUCCUCUUGGUCCGUCAACUUGUACAGAAUCUCUCCCUGCAAGUGCUAUACUCGUGGUUCAGGGUGGUCACCAGGAACAAGGAGGCCAGGCGGCGGCUGGAGAUUGAAGUGCCUUACAAGUUUGUCACCUACACGUCGGUGGGCAUCUGCGCUACAACCUUCGUGCCAAUGCUGCACAGGUUUUUGGGAUUACUCUGACAGUUGCAAAGUAGCUCACUGGACAUGGGGCCAAGACGUAGGAAAGUUGUUGGGUGGGCAAGUCUUGACAUUUGUUUUUCUGUCAAAAUAAACCUUAAGCCAGCGUGGUUUUGCUGAUACCAGA